AUGAAAGGUAAUAAUCAGAUGUGGAGGUUGGACUUACUUGAAGCCAAGUUCCAAGAGUUACCUCCAAGAUUUCCUCAUACGAAAAAGCUUUUACUUGCAUCGAAACAUAAUAACAAAUUGGCCAAGAAACUACCAAAGAAUAAAGAAGAGGCCCUUGAAGAAAUUGCUCAAUUAAAGGCGCAGUUUUUUGAAAACAAGUACCAUUCUGGCUAUAAGAAGCUAGAUAAAGAAGUGAGGAGAUUAACAAAGCAGAAAACGAAGAAGGAUGUUCCUGAGGUAUUUAACAAUGAAGAAUUCAUAAACCAGUUGAUCACUUCAAGAUUGAUCAAAAGCAUCAGUAGUACCAUACUUACCAACAAGGAAUUGAAAGCCAAUCCUCCAGUUUACAUAAAAGAUUCAGUGAGGGAUACAAUCAAAGACAAGGCAAACCCUUGUAAUCCUUCUCAGUUUUUCAUUGCGCAUUGUCAAAACUCAAAGGAGGUGAAUAAUUAUUGUUCAAACUUGUGGAACACCAAGGAAAUGAAAACGAUCCUCAAUGAUAUCGACUGGAGUUUUAGACAAGUUAGAGGCAGUCUUACAAAGACUGAACUAGAGGAAAGAAGCCGACAAACUGGACAAGCUUCAGAUACAGGUGAUAAUGAGGGCACAGGCACUGACGAGGAAAGUUCUUCAGAAGGUGUUAAUUCAGAAGACGAUGAAAGUAGUGACGAAGAUGAUGGCACAUCCUCUAGUGGUUUGGAGCACGAAGGCAAAGAUGGAAUACAUAAUGGGAUUCAAGAUGAUGGUUCUGACAUUGAUGAAGAGUUAGAAGCUUACGCCCAGUAUGACAAGUGGGUAGUAGCCUCAGACCAGGAGGAUAUUGACGAGAAACAAGAAGAAGAAUUUGAACUUGAUCCUAACGUCAAUUACAAUGAAGUGACAGACGAAGAACCACUGGAAGAUGAUGAAGAAUAUUCGGGGGAUGAAUCCGACCCUACUGAUGAAGCUGAAGAUAAAGAUGAACAGCAACAACAACACGAAGAAGAAGAAGAAGAAGAAGAAGAUGAUGAUGAUAGCUCAGUUGAUGACUUUUUUGAAGAAGAGCCGCCAAAAAAGAAGUCCAAAAAAACCAAAGAAACUAAGGACGAUGAAACCCGUUAUAAGUUACCAGCACUUGCUACAGGAUACUAUUCAGGAGGUUCUGAUGAUGAAGAUGAGAUUGGUGAUGUAGACAAUGAUAGAGUUGUGAAAGAACUUACACAACAACGCAAGAAUCGUAGAGGACAGCGAGCUAGACAGAAGAUCUGGGAGAAGAAGUAUGGUUCUAAAGCAAAACACAUUGUAAAGGAUAAGGAAAGAAUUCAAAACGAAAGAGAGAUUCGCCAAAAGGAAUAUGAAGAAAGACAACGUAAAAGGUAG
This is a messenger RNA of Lodderomyces elongisporus, 1398 nucleotides long. It is a transcript of the gene BUD22, whose product is annotated as BUD22 family protein. Lineage: Eukaryota; Fungi; Ascomycota; Pichiomycetes; Serinales; Debaryomycetaceae. The record is from RefSeq and is a predicted model, not a curated record. Bases 1 to 1398 code for a protein of 465 amino acids. Gene Ontology annotation, cellular component: 90S preribosome; nucleus. The transcript has a single exon. Gene Ontology annotation, biological process: maturation of SSU-rRNA.